Mollisia scopiformis is the source of this 2006-nucleotide messenger RNA. RefSeq lists its product as uncharacterized. The transcript has 3 exons. The record is from RefSeq and is a predicted model, not a curated record. Bases 94 to 1902 code for a protein of 602 amino acids. Lineage: Eukaryota; Fungi; Ascomycota; Leotiomycetes; Helotiales; Mollisiaceae.
CUUUCUUCUUGCCCACCACGCUUCAUUGCUUUCUUCAUUUCCGUUCGAGCACGUGUGCUCAGUCAGUCUUUACUUUUGUACAGCAUUUCAAUUAUGCAACUUACAUUCAUUUCUCUUCUCGCUCUGGUUAGCAGCACAAUCGCUGAUCCUAUCAUAUCCUCGUUCCCCAACUCCUUGACGCUGGAAUCGAGCUUCGAUCCUAUCAAAGCCGCAUAUUGGACAGGCCUUCCGCAUCAUCGCCGAACUCCGUUCUCCGUCUCACCAGAUGGAAAUUCUGCAUACCUAGCAUAUCUGGAUGCUAGCUACAGCAAUGUUGUCAUUCAACAAGUAAACACAAGCACUUUCGAAGCUGUGGGAACAGCGGUGCAGAUCACUGGCUAUGAGGCGGCGGGAUUGGUGGCUCAGAAUGAUGGGUUUGCAGUUAUGGUUACGACGAAUGCUACGGGGACAACGGAUCUUCCACCUACUGGUGAAUAUGUCACGGUCGUUGUUAGGUAUAAGGAUGGAGUUGAAGCUUGGACAACGGCAUUGAACGGACCGGGUGUGCAUACUUCUGAUGGGUUGACAGCGACUACGGAUGCAAAUGGUGAUCUUGUCUACUCUUCAGCUGCUGGUCUCUAUGGUGCUUAUUUCGUUGUUACUGCAUACACUGGCAAUGCAUCAGGCCACUUCGGAGACUCAAUCCAAUACGUCGACGACACAGGAGCUUUACAAACAAUCACGGGAGCAAGCAGUGUAUUCGGCUGCUCUCACAACACAGGAAUUGGCCUCGAGGCCGCCGACUCUGCUCCAUUCGCUAGUAUCUGUGCAGAGGACCAAGGCGACAUCUGGCUCAACACCGACACCCAAUACAUGUCGGGCGUCAAAAUCGCAAACGAAAACACCACCAACGGAGUCAGCGGCGAGCCCAUGGGAGGAAUGUCAGGUUCAUAUAGCAAUCUCGCUUUAUUCCCUUCAACAACGAACUAUAUCUUCGCCUGGCAAUCUCGCGGCGCUCUAGACUUGACGCUGAAUGCGUGGAUGGGAAGCCCUUACACGCAGUGUAGUCCCAGAUGGUUGAACCAUAACGUGGCUAUUUCUACCAUGUCCAGUAAAGAUACACUUACUGGAGCUGAAGCCUCGUCAACCGUCGGUGCUGCGGAGGGCGAUGAUCAGGUCAAUUGGAUUACUUACUCGUCUACUGAGGAUCACCAGAAUGUCCAUACAGCGACGCUGAACUCCAACUUGUCGAUCGUGACUUGGAAGACUCUCACAAGUCCUGAUUCUCAGCCUGUUCCGUUGGGAUGCUCAGGCACUUAUGCGGGCACUUCUUUUCAGUUCGUGGAUAGUGCUGGAGCGAAAGUUGGUGCGGUGACUAACUCUACGAGUGUGUUUGUCAGCGGUGAUAUUGCGAAUGUGGGGACGGAUCGAGUGUGCUGGCCGUAUGUGGAUAUGGUUUGGGAUUUGAGCGCUCCGAAGGCUUCGGGAACUCCGGUUACGAAGAUGAGUUUUGCUUGUGCUAGCGUAGGAAGCUCUGGCUCGAGUGUUAUGGUUUCGAGCGCAGUGGCAUCUCCUUCGUCUGCCGCGGUUGCGGUGUCAAGUGCUGCUGGAGUAGCCACCUCUUCAUCCAUUGAGGCUGUGGUCUCAUCUCAAGCUGCUAUCGUCUCUUCGUCAACUGAACUUUCACACGCCACUUCAUUGGAUCUCUCGACUUCGACAGUCCCUAUCUCAACCUCAAGCACCUCCUCAGCAGCUAUCGAGAAUCCUUCCUCCUCGUCCACAGCAACAAUUCUCCCCUCGACCACACAAGCAAGCAAAACGGCUCUGCAAGAACAUACAUCUAACCACCACACCACAUUCUCAACUAGAGUCAUCCCUUCGCCUACUAUUAUCCCUGAGGACGAUAGCUGCGAUGCUGAAUAGUGGGAUUCGAGAUUGAGUUAUCUUCUUGUAUAUAUUUUAGGUGCUAGACACCAAUUGUGUUAUUCAAGAUCUAUUUUGAGUAGGAAUGGAAUUCUCUGUAGCGG